UAUUAUACUUUUCUGGUGAUAUUUUUGGGCAUGUGUGCAGAAUGUCAAAAAUAUAAACCGACGUGGGAAAGCAUUGAUUCUCGUCCAAUUCCAGCUUGGUAUGACGAUGCUAAAAUUGGAAUGUUCAUGAACUGGGGCGUCUAUGCCGUCCCAUCCUGCACCAGUGAGUGGUUUUGGUGGUUCUGGAAAGGACAACCACAACCAAAUGUGGUGGAAUUUAUGAAGAAAUUCUACCCACCAAACUGGACCUACGCGGACUUUGCUAAGGAAUUCCGGGCGGAGUUUUAUGAUGCUAAAAAGUGGAAAGAAAUCAUUGUUGCCUCUGGUGUCAAGUAUGUGGUGUUGGCUUCCAAACAUAGUGAUGGAUUUAGCAUGUACCCUACCAAUGUGACGUACCAGUGGAACUCACGAGAUGUUGGACCAAAACAGGACCUUGUAGGUCCUUUAAAGGAAGCAUUACAAGGAACAGGAAUUAAGUUUGGGCUGUACCAUGCUAUGAUUGAGUGGUUUAAUCCAAUAUGGCUGGCAGACCAAAGGAAUAAUUUAACCACUCAAAGAUAUGUCAAUGAUUAUAUCCACCCUCAACUCUAUGAGAUCAUAAAUACAUACAAACCUGACAUUCUCUGGAAUGACGCAGGCUGGUUGGCUCCAAGCUGGUAUUGGAAUUCUACUAUAUUUCUGGCCUGGUUGUACAAUGAAAGUCCUGUUAAAGACUACAUCAUCGUAAAUGACCGGUGGGGGUCAGACUGUUUCUGUAAACAUGGAGGAAUUUGGACAUGUUCGGAUCGAUUUCAUCCAGGUCACGUGAUGCCACAUAAAUGGGUCAAUGCCAUGACAGUAGAUAGAGGAUCCUGGGGGUUCAGAAGAAAUGCUGACUUGAGUCAGUACUACUCCAUAGAAGAACUCUUGGAGGAAGUCAUUUAUACCAUAAGUUUUGGUGGGAACAUUCUUAUUAAUGCUGGGCCAACGGCUUGGGGGACCUUUGCCCCGAUCUACGAGGAAAGAUUCCGUCAGCUAGGGUCAUGGUUGAAGGUCAACGGAGAAGCUAUUUAUAAAACAACCCCCUGGAUUCAUCAGAAUGACACAGAAACCAACAGGGCAUGGUACACAGCCUCAAAGGCCAACAAGAAGGUGAUUUACUGUUUGUUGCUGGAUUGGCCAUUAAGUAACGAGAUUUUAUUGGGGUCGCUGAAGGGUAUCCCAGUCACUGGGGUCACGCUGCUGGGGUCAGAUGCCACAAUGUACUUCUUUGAGGAGGCUCAUGGACUGCGAGUUUUAUUCCCAGUUCUUAAUAUACGCAAGAUGCCUUGUCAGUGGGCCUGGAGUUUGAAGAUUAUGCUCAAGUAGAGAACUGUUAAAAAUACAUUGUAAAAUUGGUUUUUUUUUUUCUUAGACUGUGAAUUUUCAGUUUUGAUUUCUAUAAGGUAACAUUUAGAUUGUUUUAAGGUCACACCAUUGAGAUUAUAAGUUGUUUACAAAGGGGUGAUUAAA
Molecule: messenger RNA, 1491 nt
Organism: Saccostrea cuccullata (small rock oyster)
Lineage: Eukaryota; Metazoa; Mollusca; Bivalvia; Ostreida; Ostreidae
Product: plasma alpha-L-fucosidase-like
Exons: 8
Coding region: 31-1347 (438 amino acids)
Biological process (GO): fucose metabolic process; glycoside catabolic process
Cellular component (GO): lysosome
Molecular function (GO): alpha-L-fucosidase activity
Source: RefSeq, a predicted model, not a curated record